AUGGAUCCGUGGUGCAGAGAAUUGUCAAUUCAGUAUGUCGAGCGUGAACGGCAGAAGCCGCCCCAGCCUUUAAAGCUACAGCAAAUAUUUGAGAUGAUGAAGCCCCUUGUGGUACAGGUGUAUGCUGUGACAAAAACGCAAGCGCCUUUCGGUCGCAGGGCCCCCGACCCAACAGAAGUUGACAAGGACCAACAUGUGCUUGAGCAGUUUCACUUUCUGGGCUCCGGCUUUUUCUUUGACGACGAGGGCAUACUGUGCGCAACUGUGGGAGCAUCUUCAGGCCACAUAGUAACUGCUGCUCAUGUUGUCUUGCGGCCAAAUGACUUGGAAAUAGGUUCCGCAAUCUGCCCAAAAAGUCAUGAACCACCAAAGAGGCUGCUAAAAGGCGACUUUGUCUCCUUCCCACUUGCUAUAAAAGACUCCUUCGGUCGGUUGCACACAGUGCAUCUCUGUGGAGUGGAUGAAACGACUGAUGUGGCUGUGCUUCGGGUAGAUGACUCCUUCCAGCGAAGGGAUCUCCCUCAUGUGCACGGAAGGAUGUCAGGAGCGCCUGUAUUUAACAUGCAAGGGUCCAUCGUAGGAAUGCUUGUCAAGAAAUUUGAUGUGUGCGGGCUGGCAUUGCCGUCAACUGUCGUGCUUCGGGUUGCGGAAUCUCUGAGAGAUUCGGGCGAAUUUACAGUACUGUCCAUCGAGGCAUCGGCGAGGUGUUGUGCAGGGUUGCUCGUGGAGGAAGAGAUGCCGCGCUUGGCUGCAGCACAUCCAAAUCUGCCCACUGUUUCGGGACUUAAGGUGUGCGGGGUAACUCCUGGAGGCGCUGCUGCCAAAGCAGGUGUUCGCGAAGGGGACCAUAUAAUAAGUGUUAAGGGAGAGCUUAUGGAUUCCAUUGGACGCAUGCUUGUCCUGACGUAUUUGCUCAGUAGUUCAUGCAGAGGCGGAGGGGCCUCGCGGUUUGAUAUGUGUAGGCCAAAGUACGGGUGGAGUGUAGGGCUUGCUUAG
Eimeria acervulina is the source of this 996-nucleotide messenger RNA. RefSeq lists its product as hypothetical. The transcript has 10 exons. The coding region runs from base 1 to 996 and encodes 331 amino acids. Gene Ontology annotation, molecular function: protein binding. The record is from RefSeq and is a predicted model, not a curated record. NCBI's taxonomy places the organism in Eukaryota, Apicomplexa, Conoidasida, Eucoccidiorida, Eimeriidae.